AUGGAACCACCUCGGAAGCGACGAAGGGUCACAUCUCCAGCGCCCCCAGCCACCUCGCAAGUUACGGGACAACAUGGGGAUACUUCGCCAUCUCCAUUGUCUGUUACAGACCGUCUUUCUGGAAUCAUACAAGACGAUACAGUCGCGUCCUCUAGCCAAUCAUCUUUUACCCAAGAUGUGCAAAAAGGCAUGAUAUGUUUUGGAUUGUUGCGCUUCAGUGUGAUCAACAUAACGCCCCUCAAUAACGAUAGACCUAUUUCAGUACAUCUCAAUGGUGGCCGUGUUUGCAAAUCUUGGGGGCAAUAUCUAGCAAGGAUUGGAAGUCAAGAUUUGGAAUUGGUACAGCUUUUCCUCCGAGAAAAAAUUGAGGUCGAAUUGUGGAUGCCACACAGAACUAAGCAGUCCUUCGUUGCAGCUACGCUCUACGGCGAGGAGAGCCUUGGAGAGCCACUAAAGAAAGUCCUAGAAACGCUCAAUUUAUAUCUUCAGGAUCCGAUUUACUCUAGUCGAGAUGUUUGCUAUUGGAACCCGCAGCGAUUCUUUAACGCGGAUAUCCAGCUAACAUCAAUGUUCUCAUGGGAAUCCAGUGUACCGACUUCCAGACAAGAACAGUCAUCAGCCACGGACUUUCUCGCAACUUUCUCAACGGAAACACUUCUACCAGAAACGGAAGGUUCGCCAUUCCUACAAACGCCCCUACAAAAACAUCAGAAGCAGGCCUUGACAUUUAUGAUACGCCGUGAGCAUGGAUGGAAUCUCCAAGUAGCGGGCACUGAUGUCUGA
This is a messenger RNA of Hypoxylon trugodes, 783 nucleotides long. RefSeq lists its product as uncharacterized. Lineage: Eukaryota; Fungi; Ascomycota; Sordariomycetes; Xylariales; Hypoxylaceae. Bases 1 to 783 code for a protein of 260 amino acids. The record is from RefSeq and is a predicted model, not a curated record. The transcript has 3 exons.